AUGGCAAUGCCGCAGCAUCUCCACCUCUACUCGAGGUCGUGCUUCGUUGGGGCUCCAAUGGCUCUUGCUCCUGCCCGAACGACCAAGGCCAGACGCCCAGCUCCCUCUAGCAUCGCAAAGACGGCUGUAGCGAACAGGAGGAACACAGAGUACAAGGCAGACUCGGUUCUCCCUCCGCCCCUGACGGAGAAUCUCCUCUUCCAAGCGAUCGCAGAGCUUCCUGACGGCACGAGGAGAGCGACGGAAACUUGCUAUCAGUGCUUCCAGGAUCACAAAUUCACUGCUGAAGACUUCAUGUCUUUUCUCAAGUCCAUCUCAAACCAAUCGCCGACACUGACCAGAGCAUUUGGCGUGAGCGUUGGCAAGGAUGUGGAGAAUGCGAUGAAAGUGAAGACUGCUGGCAUGAAGACAGUAAAUAUGAUUCCUUGUGAAGAUUACAUCACUGCAUAUGGUAAGAAAGGCAUGCUGAACAAGUCAAAGGUCAACAGCUUGUCAGUUCAGAACAAGAACCUGCCUGGUCAACCGUCGGCCCGAAUGUGCGGCGGCAGCAAUGCAGAAAUGAUGGAGGACGUGGAGAGCAAAGUGGAGUUUGCGGUGGACAUGACAGCGAAGCUGAUCUACCGGAGGAGGAAGGAAGCAAGGAGGAGACAGUUGGGCAAGUUCCCUGGAAGCCAGAAGGAGAAGGUCAACGGUUACCUUAUGCACGUGAUCCGGAAGCUUGGCAGCAAGAUCUCUUCGACGGGAAAGAAGAAGCUGACGGACUCGAUCAAGAUGUAUGUCGAGAAGAAGUUGUCUCCUGAGGACUUCAAGAACGUCUUGCAAGACCUCGUGGACGAGCACGGAAUCGCCAUCGAGCUCGAGUACACACCCGAGUACGAGACGAGGAGCAGCAACAAGGAGCAGCCUGUGAAAAGGAGAGGAUCCUUCAUGCCGGUCCUGCCGGCGGAGUACGGCAAGAGGAUGAAGGUCGGGGAGGCAGCUGUCCCUGCGGUGGAGUUGGCGGAGGAGAAGCCGAAGCUGGGAGCUGCUGCUGGGGCAGGAGGAAGCCUCUCCUCGUCCGGCUGCCCUGCAUGCGAGCUCGACAUGUUCGGAACCUUCUCGGCAGGAGGAAAAUGCUUGCAGUGCGGACAUGCCAGGACGCGGGCGACGGCGUUCAAGACCCCUGCUGUCGCCGUGAAGAAGGAAGGCUCGGCGACUGCUCCUGCUCCUCUUCCUCCCACGGGAGUGAAGGGUGGGGCCUCCCCUGGCCCUCGCGUCCUCUCCAGCGACCUGCCAGAGACAGCGCUGUGUGUGUUCUUGACCCAGCAAGCGAAGAGCGUGUCUACUGCUGAAAAGGACGUGCGGGUGCGGGUAGUCUCCGAGUCCUUGCUGACGACAGGAGGAGGCUUCGCGCCCCGCUACCCCUACAGGGUCAAGAGCAUCUUCGCCUUCCAGAAGGUGGACGGAGGGGAGGAAGUGAUCUUCUUCGGUAUGUACGUGCACGAGUUCGGCAUCGAUGCUCCGUCCCCUGCCGCCGGCCGCGUCUACAUCGAGUGCCUCGACUCCAUCCCGCUCUUCGGCAACGACAAGAGCACAGACCGCCAGCGCGUCCUUACCGCCAUCGUGCAUGGCUACCUCAAGUUCGUCCGCUCCCAGGGCUUCCGCCACGUUCACCUCAGAGUUCCUCCUCCUUCGGCCGAGUCCAGCCACAUCUUCGCGUUCCGCACUGCGGCUGUGAGGCUUGAGGCGACGCUGAGGAUGGCGCAGUGGUACAAGCGGCUGCUGGAGGGAGCCAAGGAGGCCGGGCUGAUCACCGAGUACGAGAGCAGCUCGCACCUCUCCCGCCUCGAGUACUUCCCUCCCUGCAUCCUACCUGCAUGCGAUCUGGCGGAGGAGCACUCGUUCAGCGCCAUGAAGAGCACGGCAGCGAGGAUGCAGCAGGAGGCUCAGGACGCGACGGAGGCGUCGAUGCUCGCGAGGAUCGUCGCGUUCAAGGAUAGGUUCUUCGUCGCUAACUUGCACGACACCAUCGACGACGCGGCGAUCCCGGUGCUGGAGGAGGACGACUCCUCUCUCCGCCUCUGCUCCGUGGCCUCGAGGAGGAGGGACUUCAUCGCAGCCUGCGACGAGGAGAAGCUCUCGUUCACAACCCUCGAGGGCGCCAAGGCUGCUUCUUCCUUCCUCAUUCGCAAGUUCGCGGAGAGCUCGACCCUCCCGUACGCCAGCGGCAACGAGGAGAGGAUGGCUGCGGGCGAGAGGAACGGGAGGAAGGGACCGCACGACUCCAGCCUUCCGGAGUGGGUGCAGCAACAGCAGCUGCUGCUGCUCGAGGGCGUUGGGGAGAAGCAGGAGGGUCACGGGGAGGAGCUGGAGAAUAUGUGGAGCGACGCGUGCGUGCACGACGUUGGAAACUUUCAAGACGCUGAGCUGUUUGCGGACUCUUUGUUCUCGUCUUGAAACUGUUACUUUAGAAGGGAGGAGGAGGAGGAGGGGGCAGGAGAAGGGAGAUGAGGACUUGUGGUGAUGUUUGAUUAUUUAUUCGUCGUAAUGGCAAGAAGCAGUGAGCAGUACUAUAGCAAGUGAUUCAAGUGAUACUCUAGUGAAACAUAAAACAUAAUUCAUGGC
Molecule: messenger RNA, 2604 nt
Organism: Guillardia theta CCMP2712
Lineage: Eukaryota; Cryptophyceae; Pyrenomonadales; Geminigeraceae
Exons: 3
Coding region: 1-2436 (811 amino acids)
Biological process (GO): positive regulation of transcription by RNA polymerase II
Cellular component (GO): transcription regulator complex; histone acetyltransferase complex
Molecular function (GO): transcription coactivator activity; histone acetyltransferase activity; chromatin DNA binding
Source: RefSeq, a predicted model, not a curated record